Molecule: messenger RNA, 3740 nt
Organism: Frankliniella occidentalis (western flower thrips)
Lineage: Eukaryota; Metazoa; Arthropoda; Insecta; Thysanoptera; Thripidae
Product: innexin inx2
Exons: 1
Coding region: 155-1231 (358 amino acids)
Biological process (GO): phototransduction
Cellular component (GO): plasma membrane; gap junction
Molecular function (GO): gap junction channel activity
Source: RefSeq, a predicted model, not a curated record
CGGCGAUCGUGCAGUUGGCAGUUCCCCGAAAGCUCCGACGGGAGGUGGACUGAAAGCGGGCGUGUUGUGUGUGAAUUUAUAUGUGUGUGUGUGAGUGAGAGAGGAUAAGUGGACAAAGGAUUGUUUGUGACGGUUUUCUGCCCGAAACGCCAAGAUGUUUGACGUUUUUGGGUCCGUCAAGGGUCUGCUCAAGCUAGACUCUGUAUACAUCGACAACAAUGUAUUCAGGCUGCACUAUAAAGCCACCGUAAUCAUUUUGAUUGCGUUUUCACUGCUAGUGACCUCAAGACAGUAUAUUGGAGACCCCAUCGACUGCAUCGUCGACGAGAUCCCCCUCAAUGUGAUGGAUACUUAUUGCUGGAUCUACUCUACAUUCACCAUCCCCAACCGGGGCAACGGCCGUAUCGGCAAGGAUGUGAUCCAGCCCGGAGUCGCGUCUCACACGGACCGGGAUGAAGUCAAGUACCAUAAAUACUACCAGUGGGUGUGCUUCGCCCUGUUCUUCCAGGCCAUCCUCUUCUACGUCCCUCGCUACCUCUGGAAGACCUGGGAGGGCGGCCGCAUCAAGAUGUUGGUCCUGGACCUCAACUGCCCUGUUGUAACUGAGGAGUGCAAGGAGGAUCGGAAAAAGCUUCUGGUGGAUUACUUCACCACCAACCUUCACCAGCAAAACUUCUAUGCAUUCCGCUUCUUUAUCUGUGAAGCCCUCAACUUCGUCAAUGUUGUUGGGCAGAUCUAUUUCAUGGAUCUGUUCCUCGACGGGGAGUUCACCACCUAUGGGUCUGAUGUAGUGAAAUUUACCGAGAUGGAGCCUGAGGAGCGUGGUGAUCCCAUGUCCCGAGUGUUCCCUAAAGUAACCAAAUGCACCUUCCACAAAUAUGGUCCAUCUGGUUCAGUGCAGACCUUUGACGGUCUUUGUGUGCUUCCUCUCAACAUUGUGAAUGAGAAGAUCUAUGUGUUCCUGUGGUUCUGGUUUGUGCUCCUUUCCAUCGGCACUGGCCUUAUGAUGGUGUACCGUGUGUGUGUCAUCUGCUUCAUGAAGAUGAGGAUGUAUCUGCUGCGCUCCCGUGCUCGUCUUGGUCCAUUUGAAGAAAUUGAAACCAUCACAAAGAAGUGCCAGAUUGGUGACUGGUUUAUUCUGUAUCAGCUGUCAAGGAACAUCGACCCUCUUAUAUUCAAGGAGUUGAUAUCUGAUCUUGCCAAAAAAUUAGAAGGCAAGGAACGAGUUUAAUAUGUUCAAUUGUCAGAUUUUUGUGGAACAAAUUAUUGGGGCUCUUAAGUCAAGUCUUCAUUUUAUAGUUGAUGGAGCUUAAUUGAAAUCAUAUCCAACCUGUGUUCUUCAUUCCAUACUAUCAUAUUAAGCUAAAAGCCUCAGACUUCAUAGUUCAAAGAAUGUGUUCUGAGAAGGUAUGAGAAUAAAUAUUGUGUGUCUGCCUCAAGCAAUAUCUAUUUGUUAAUGUUGGAAGGAACCUUCCUGUGAUCAACAAGCUCAAAGACUUGUCAAUUUUUUCAUUUAUACUUAUUCAUUUUCACUCAAUUUUUUUUUUUAAUCAGGAUUUCAUUUUAGUAUCUCAAAAUCUCGAGCUUCCUGCUCAUGUGUGGCAACUUGCAUGCAACCCAUGUGCUAUCAUGAGACAACCAGACUAGUCUCAUGGUGCAAUUGAUGACUUGUGAAAUAUAGAUUAAGUAUAUCCUGCCAUUGAUAAUUGAUGUAAAUUUUUUAUGUGUUAAAUUUCUUGGGGCUGGUAUGCUAAUUUGUUUUGGUAACUUUCCUGUUCCAAAUUUGUCUACAGUGGAGUUACAUAACAAUCAUGCUGUACAAACUAUUGAUGUGGGGGUUAUCUGACGUGAGAUUCGUAAAUCAAAUCAGUUGACUAGAAAGCUUAAUGCUAAAGUUAUUGGCUCCCCCAAAACCUCACAAGACAAGACCAUCAAAUGCUUACUAUUGUACACUUGGUCUAAAAUCAACUGUAUGAAUUGAAUGAAUUUAUAAACUGAAUGAAUUUGUGAUUCGAAUGAAUUUAUGAAUUGAAUGAAUUUGUGAUUCGAAUAAAUUUGUGAAUUGAAUGAAUUUGUGACUUGAAUGAAUUUAUGAAUUGAAUCAAUUUAUGAAUCGAAUGAAUUUAUGAAUCAUUGCUUGGCGUUAAUUUUCAGUUUGUACAAUUUAAACUAAAUGGCAGAAGUUCCUCAAAGAAGCACUGCCAAAACUACAUCAAGGUUGGGUAACCUUUUGAAAAUUAAUCAUGUUUGACAUGUUGUAGUUCAUAGUUGCCAGCUAAAUGUUUCUCCAUUGUAAAUAAUUAUUGUAAAUACGAUCGUAAAGUGAAAAUUAUGUCCUUCUUACAGGGGGUGAACAUUCAAUGAAUUUAUGAUUGCCGAAGAUCUCACACUGCCCAUUGUAGACCUUAUUUAUAUUAUGUUUGUUUUUCUCUGACAGAAGGGUAUUUUAUUGUUUGAUUCUUUUUUAACUUUGAACCCACACUGUUAUGUCAUUUGAGGUUUUGGGACCAAACACAUCAGUGGGCUUCCUCCAUUUCUGUUUCAAAUAAAGUAGACAUAUACUCUUGACAUUGACAGUAUGGAAAAAUUUCCCCUCAAUUUUCUUGUUGUGGGGCACAAAUAUUGUUUGUGAAUUUCCUUUUUUUUUUUUUUACUAUCUGACUCAUUUUGGUUUGUUUACCAAAGUAAACUGACAUCGUUUCUGUUUGUUCCCCUUGCCAUUAUUUUGUUGGGGUUCUCAAACCAGACUAACAUUGACGUGCUUGGCUGACAACUUAUCAGAGCAAUUGCAGUUUCAGUAAUUGGAAGGUGAGGGAUUGUUUUUAUUCCUUUCCCUAUGUUUUGAGUUUUAUCCACAAAUUAAAGGAGUUUUUGAAACAAUUUUUGCUUUGUGAUAUUUGUCUACAUUAUCACUCAUUCUGCAGAAGACUCAUGAAUUUGUUCUCUUUGCUGUUAUGAUGUGAGAUGCAUUGUUUGUGUGAAUAUGUGUGUGUGCAUGAGUGCUAAUUUUAAAGAGAUGUACACUGUUAUCAAGAUUGUGAUCUUAGUAUAUUAUAUUUAGUUUAUUGUAUUUUUUUACUUCUGUGUAAAAAUUAUUUAGGAAUUAUCUUUGCUGGGUUUUGUCCUGUAGAUGGACAGAUUGACUUGUUUCAUGUGAGGAAUGGUUGAGUUAUAAUUUUUAAAAUCAAUUUUGAGAGUUUUAUUUAUUCAAAAAUUGUAAUAUAGGCUGCCCACUGAAAAUUUUAAGAAUUCUCUUUGUUAAAAGUAAUGUACCCAACUGUACAUUUCACAUCCAGCUGCAGCUGUUUGAAUGCUCAUUAUAUAGUUCCCAUUUCUGUGGGGUUGUUUUGAACAUGAGCAGUUGAAACGAGUACAAUCACCAUAUGUGCCUUCUCCAAUUUGUACCUUUGUAAUGUAGAUUUUGGAUUGUCAUUAUCAAGAUUCCAGUUAUUACAUACAAGUCUGAUAUUAAGUAUUAAUUUUGAGUUUGCACAAAGUUUUUGUACUUGUAUUAUUGGGACCAUAUUUUACGCUUGUUUUGCUGAAAAAAAGUGCAGUCAAUUAGGCAGUUUGCAAGCGCACUCUUUUCCCAGUUGAACAGAGCCAGCAUAUUCCUCUUACAUUCCCAAGGCGAGGCUACAUGAAUUCUAUCAUCGUCUCAUUGCUUUUUGCCUUGUACAGUUGUAAUCAUUUGUAAAUUUCACUCAGUAACAAAUAAAUUUUACAAAUGCUUAGUGAAA